UCGCCUGGCAUGGGUCUCGAUUUGUCACGAAACUGACUAAAGCGGACCACUCAAGUUCCUUAUUCGUGGCUGAAUCGAAACCAUGAUCACGCCAUGACAACUCGCAAAUAAGUGGGUGUAUCCCUGCAGGGUUUAAACAAAAUAAAUGACUCCCACAAGAUUUCCAAGCGGAUUCAUACAUGUAUAUAACAAAGGUUUUCCGCGUAGCAAAACAAACUGGUUCCAUUGUCAUUUGCUAGUCACCAUGCAAAAGCUGUGGUAGGGUAGCUUCGAUCUGCCCUGAUCCAGCGCACGUAGGCCUACAUCAACUAUCAUCAUACUGUAGCUAGGCCAGCAGAACGGACGCUGCAGUUAUCACACAGACAGCAGACGUUAUCCUGUGAUUCCUAAAGUUUAGAUUGCAAGGCUCUCGUUUACAGCAAGCUGUAGUCAGCUUUCGCAAGGCCGCAAUGGCUGAUUCGAAGCUCAUUACAGCGAUUGGGGAGGAGCUGGAAUGCCCGGUUUGCGCCGACUACUUCACAGAUGCAUGCUUCUUAUCUUGCAUGCAUUCCUUCUGCAGAGCAUGCUUAGAGAAGUGCGACAAGACAUACGGGCGUGGUGGCAAGACUUCAAUGAGUUGUCCUAUGUGCAGGAAGGUGACCAUGCUGGGGAAGAUCGGGGUAGCUGCACUACUGACGGACUACACCAGCAACAGGCUGGUAGAGCGUCUCAAGAGUGGCAUCAAAGAACGAGCCGCUGGGUACUCGAAAGUGGACGCCAUGACUUGCCAGAACUGUCGGGAUGGCGUCGUAGUUUCCUACUGCCUUUCCUGCUGCCAUUUCAUAUGCGCCAACUGUCAUUCGAUUCACUCCAAAUUAGUCGCUAUGAAAACCCACGAGGUCAUCCCAUUGAAGGAUCUACGCAAGGGCAACGUGACGGUGGUGCGUACAGAGAAUCCUCAGUUCUGCGGCCUUCACAGGUUGGACACCAUAUGCUUCUGCUACACCUGCCAACGCUACCAGUGUGACCUGUGCUGUAUGCUGGAUCGGAAUCGCGAAGGACAUAGCUGUACUGAACCGAGCCACAAUGACAACUCCGAGUCGAUUGCAGAGAAAAAGAAAGCGGGGAUCGUAAAAGCAGUGGGGAUAUUGUCUAAGAAAAGGAGUUCUGUUGAAGAGCAGCAAGGGGAAGUGAAGCGAAUGAGGGCAAGCGUCAAAAGGCACUACGGCGCCAUGAAAGACCAACUGAAAAGCACCCAUGAUUUAAGGCUCCGAACCGUCACCAGGGUUAUGACUGAAAAACAUAACGACCUUGUGAAGGUGAUUGAUGACGAUCAACAACUUAUGCUUACCAAGAUUGCAUCAGUGGACGAAGUUCUGGGGCACACGGAGUCCCGUACUUUGGAAGCAAAAUCGAUCGGUGAUAAUGCUCUCAAAGACGGACAGCAUGCCGAAAUAGCCGCAGUCAAUGAUUACCUCGAAAGCGUCAUCUCUAGUUUAGACGAAGACGUAACCCCCGACAGGGUGCUGAAACAAAUCAAGCAAUAUGCUGACAAGGUCAAGUUAACCCCUAUUGCAGCGGAUAAAGAUGUAGAAUCCCUCGCUUCACUUGGUGACAUUUUUCGUCCACAUGUUUGGGAAGACAUCGAAGUGUCUGGGCUCGACCUUGAUGACCCACUCCGAGCAAUAUGCUACAAUGCUGCACUCGAGUCUUUCGUUGUUUCCUCCAAAAACUCAAUCAGUACUAUCGACCUUGAUGGAAAAGCAAGUCACGUUUUCACUUUCGAAAACGGACUUAAUGUGCAAGAUAUCGCAGUCGAUAAAGAAGGUACUACGAGUUACGUGCUCUUUGACGACAACCGUAUCAGGGUCUUCCAAGAUCAAUCAUGGGGCAAAUAUACGGGUGUGAUUGAAGUUCCGAAAAAUGGCAGAGAGUCUACGCUUUCAUCCCUGUCCAUCAAUGACGAUGGUGUGGUCAUAGUGGGAGACCAAGCGACACAGACAAUUGUCGGGUGCUCUUCGACUGCCUUCCAGAAGAUGACGGACAUUUCACCGAUCAAAAUGACCUUCACCAGUAGCGGGGAGCUGGCUGUUGUGUGUCGCAACAUAAAGCAGAUAAGUGCCAAAAGCUCUGGCCGUUGGAAUGAAGCUGGGGUGUCCGUUAAGAUAUUUGGAGUGGAGGAACGGAGGGAAAACGUCGUAGUCCAGAACAACUGGCAGGCUGCCGCUGUUGCAUCAAAGGCAAGGAAUAGUAGCAACGUUGGACUGUUCUUCGCUUUGGGAAUAUACGUUUUGGAUGAUGGACGUCAACUUACAUCUUUGGCUGAAUACGACAGUUUCGGGACACAACACGAUGUAGUCUUCAAGGACAAAGAAUUGCCAGCCAACCUCGUGGAUGGUGCAUCACCCCUUCUCGCUGCAGACGACGAGGGCAACACCAUUGCCGUAUACACGGUUUCAAACAUGUGGCUAUUCCGGAGACGUGAUUUCAGCUCGAUCUAAAUCUGGUGACCCAUGCCGGGUACGAUGCGAUAGAUAAUUGAGCCCUUCGCUCAUUGUAUGACCAGACUACGAUCCAAUUUUGAAAGGAUUUAAAAUAGCAUUUGAAAUGAAUAUUCAGGCAUAUCAAAUUACAGGUAGUUAUCUUCUGAAUAGUCACAUGGAUGAUCAUUUCGAAAUGUCGGAAAAUUCUUAACUUCAUUGUAUCCAGGAAAAUCUAAAUUGACUCCAAAUCGCAAUGACGUCAGAUCAGUCGUGCAAUUGUCUACGAUUUGAAGGCGUUUACUCCAAAUGGAACGAUCACGUGGAACUAAAAUGACAAUUACCUGUAUUCAUAAUUAUUAUCAUUCAUAACUGUUACAUCAAUGGUGAAGAUGAUAUUUACUUAAAUUUGUACAUGUGAUUCUGUUGGGAUUUCUCAAAAAAUAGGAUCGCAGUAAAAUUGAACAAUGUGCAGUGGGGUUUUACUCUUUUUAGUAGCUAUAUUUUAUCCUUUUAGAUACGCUUUGAGUUUGUUAUUGAGAGUUGUCCUUGGGGCUCAUUUUGUUACUCGUUAUCUUUAUCAUUAUAACUGUCAAUAAUAUUAGUGCGAUGUAUUGAGAAGGCCGCACAAAUGGAAACAAAGUUGCAAAAUAAACCAGUGGACGGUUAUAAGAAAUGAUAUAUUCAACAACAUCAGCGAUGUUGUUGUUUACAUUUAAAUGUUGAGUGUCUGGCUCUGUAUACUUUAUAUAGGUACCUAUACAGAGGCUGAAAGUUGUCAAGGAGGGAGGGCCGAACUAAUUGUUGAAGAACCGUGACAAGAUUUUUUUUCUUUUUACCAUCUUGUAAUUUUCAAAAGUUGUUUUGUUUAAAUAAUUUGUAAAGUGCUAUUAUAUCUCGGGUGGAAGGGAGAGGGGAGGGGGCAGAGGAUGAAUUUUUCGGAUAUGAUUUUGAAAGGGCUGGUCCCUUCGGCCCAUCCCUGGAUCCCCAUUGUAUACUAAAGAUGACACAGAUAUGAACCCUUUGUGUAAUUCCUUUAGAUAGAGCAGCUAUUAACUAGCAUAAGUACUACAUUGCUAUAAAUAAAAUAAUAACUUGAAACCGCCCCCUCCUCCUUAUGAAAUUAAUUAGACACGAAUGGACACCUGAUAAAUGAUAAUUAUUAUAAUCUUGUAUAUUAUGAUACAGAAUAAAUAAUGUUUAUUAGUAAUGUGCCAAAUCAAAGAAACAACUAAAAAAUAAACUGGAAAACAGUUUGGGACUACAAUGAAUUGUAGUGACCAGAUUGUGCUAAUCCGAGGGAAUGCUUUAAAAUGUACGUCAGUUUCUGCAAGCUUCAGGGAGUUCGUGAAUUACUUUCUAUUUCAUGACUUCUCCCCCCCCCCCCUCCUCCCAAAUCGAUAAUGCCAUAUGAUUUCUUACAUACAUGUUCAACGAACCAGAAUCUCCUUCAUUGCAAUUUCGCCGCCAGCCCUGAAACUCAUUUUCAAUUUGCUAUAGCCUUAAUAUACAUCUGCAAUUUUAUUGGACUUCGCUACUAUGAUUCCACAGUUUGUGGUUUGGAUCAAUAACUAACUAGUAAUUGUUGUCUAUUACCAUCGCGUGCCAAUGAAAAGUUUCUAAUUGGAUGACGUUGACCACAUAAUUACCCAUUCAGGGAUAUUCCGGAAUUCCCACUCAGUUAUCUGAUAUUUCAUGAUAUGGAUUAUUAGUAUCAGUACAUGUCUUUCUUUAGUCACACGAAAAUUCACCGAAUGGGGAAUAACAGUGACAUAAAGUGGCGGAUCCCAGAUUCUCUUGCUGAAGGGAGGGGGGGGGGAUAUCAAAACCCCCUUUUUGAUAUAUUACAUUUUGUGUUGCGUUAUUCCUUGAAGAUUUUCCACCCGUCCCAUGCCCCUUCCCCCCCCCCCCCAAGAAAAAAAGGGGUCAUCCUAUUUAGGAUGCUUUAUUUGUUUACUUCAAAUUGCUCGCACAAGACCCCUAAAGGUUAUCACACUUUCAGCUGCCUUUUGAGGUCUGAAAUUAAUGCGGGUGGGGGAGGGGGGGGGGGUGCAAAUUUCCUAUUACUCGAUGUACUCUUAAUUUUAUGCUAGAAUGACUUAAUAUAUUAACUAGGGGAGGGCAAAAUGAUUGUUAUGUGUUUGAUUUCUGAAGUACAAUGUCAAUAUAUUGGCUUUAAUAAGAAAGUUGAGUUUUGGAAAGCGGAAAGGUGAGAAGUAAAUGGUUAGCUUUUCAUUAUUUUAUGUUUUUCGGGGAGUAUAUCCCCCAAAAUCACCUGAAAAGGACUACUCUUCAAAUGCCAUUGUAUUCGACAUACGACAAGCAAUGGCUGAAACAUUUGGACCAAGCCUUUAUGUAAUGCCGUAUGUCUGUGUAGUCCCAUAUACACAUAUCUGUGUUCAAUACAUCUGUCUUUCAGCAAGACAUUGUCUUAUACAUGUUAUAUAAUUUCCAAAACCUCACAGUAUUAUGUGCCAAAUAGUCUACAUUUUCCAAACGCUACAAAGACAGUUUUUUCACAAUGUAAUCGCGUGACCAGAACUCAUUUUGUUAUCCUUGAAAUGUGAAAUUAUGCGUUAUUUGGAGUAGCUAUUAUGAUUGUGUAGGUGCCAAUUAAGUACAGUUAUUGUUGUGGUAUCGGUUUGAGUGUUAUUGGAAAGGCAUAACCGGGUGUACAUGGUAUUCAGUCUGCAAUAAUGUAACAAGUAUGUGAUAUUUUAAUUGCGAAAAUGUGUCGCCAUUUCAUCCUAUGGUUUGUUAAGCAAUAUAUAUGUAUACUGGUAUCUCAAUGGGGUGCCUGGAUAUUGACCUGGAUAUUGUGAAUAAGAAAGUGAAGUGUGAAAA
Strongylocentrotus purpuratus (purple sea urchin) is the source of this 5303-nucleotide messenger RNA. RefSeq names its product tripartite motif-containing protein 59. Gene Ontology annotation, molecular function: zinc ion binding; ubiquitin-protein transferase activity. Gene Ontology annotation, cellular component: chromatin; nucleoplasm. The coding region runs from base 450 to 2480 and encodes 676 amino acids. Gene Ontology annotation, biological process: positive regulation of DNA-templated transcription. The record is from RefSeq and is a predicted model, not a curated record. NCBI's taxonomy places the organism in Eukaryota, Metazoa, Echinodermata, Echinoidea, Camarodonta, Strongylocentrotidae. The transcript has 3 exons.